This is a messenger RNA of Planococcus citri (citrus mealybug), 4927 nucleotides long. RefSeq names its product ribosome-binding protein 1-like. NCBI's taxonomy places the organism in Eukaryota, Metazoa, Arthropoda, Insecta, Hemiptera, Pseudococcidae. The coding region runs from base 274 to 3513 and encodes 1079 amino acids. The transcript is spliced from 15 exons. The record is from RefSeq and is a predicted model, not a curated record. Gene Ontology annotation, cellular component: endoplasmic reticulum membrane.
GCCUUCUUCCUUCUUCAUUCAAGUUCGCUAGGUUCGGUAUGUCUCUGCAGCAAAAAAGAGUAUCUAAUGCGUAGCCACUUUUUUAAUCUGUAUACGUCAUCUUGAUAAGGAAAAUGAAACGUUUAUUAUUUUUGUGGCAUUUUAAAUUUAAUUUUGUGUUCGGUUGAAAAAAUGUAAUUAAUUGUCGUCUACGUGAAACAUAUUUAUGUUUAAUUUUAAUAAUUUAGUUCUUUUGUGUCGCGAAUCUUGAUAUUGUAAAGUGUUUCAGCUAAUAUGGAUCUUGUUUCUUGCGUUAUUCCGGUCUCUGUAAUCGCCAUUAGCGGUCUCGUUGUAUAUUAUUUAUUCAAGGUGGGUCUGAAAGAGAAAACGUACGAAGAAAACGCUGCCGAACAAAAGAAAAAAUACGGAUCGAAACUCAAACCUAAAUAUCCGCAACAGAAGAAACCUUCAAAAGUACCGACCAAAGAGAAAACUAGCGCAGAGAAAAAGCCUAAAGUAACGUUUCAAAAUCCGGUCGGAAAAGAAAUCAAGAAACCCGAACCACCUAAUAUAUCUUCCGCCGUGGAUAAGCCUGAUGGAAACGCUAGUGUGAAGAAAAAACCGGAGAAAGUGCAGCCGAAACCCGCCAACCCUGUUGUUCCUAAUACUAACGAUAAAGUUCAACCUGUAUCUAACCCUAGCGGUAAACCAAAUACCGAACCACUUAUCGUUAAAGUAUCUGCAAACGGUACUUCAGAUGACGCCACCGGUGUGCCAGACACACUUAAAAAUUUGUCGACCUCUUGUAUCAGAAACGAUACCAACAAUAACAUUCCAGUGAGUAAAUCGAGCUCGUUGAACGAAAGUACCGACGCCGAAGAUACAGACAGCUCGUACAACAACGACAGAACCAACAGCAUUAGUUAUUACAAUAGCAACACGUUGAACGGCGAGAAACUUUUGAAAAACAAACCCUCUACCGGAACUGGUUCCGAUACCGAAACAUGGCAAAAAUCCAAGUCAACCGAAGCGACGAGUAGCGCUAAAAUGCAACCGCCUCAAAAGAAGCCCAAAGACGAUGUCGUUAAAAGUCUAAAAACCGACGAUAAAAACAAAGACAAAGCGAAAAAAACCGACGAAAAAGCGCCUAGGAAUGCCAAGGAGACGUCCGUCGAUAAACCGAAAAUCCCGGUUUCCCCUUCGAAAUACAAAAAAUCCGAAGAUAAAUCCAAGAGCCAAGAGACAGCGGUGGUUAAUUCACUCUUGACGCCGAAUAAUUUGAGCGACGAAAAAGAAGCCAAGGUUAAAAACGAUAGGAAGGCCGAUGUUGAUAAAUCUACGCACGCUGUCGGCCCCGAACAAAACCCCGACAAGAAACCCAGCGAUGAGAAAGAAAGUGGCUGUCAGCUCGUCAAGCUCGAGAAGACUCAGCCUCACAAGAAGAAUAACGCUUCUUCUAACGGCGGUAAAACCAGCCCAGUGCAGAAUGGCAAGCAAGCAGCAAAUGCUAGUAAAGCUGCUAAAAGACAUACUACCGAAAUGAAAGCCCUGCAGAAGAUAACAAAUGAAAACGACGGCCCAGUAAAUGUUAAUCUUCUGAUGCCUCUUAUCACGAAAGCAGAGUUGUCACGAACUGAGAUACAAAACCUAAUCGACUGGUUAUUAAAUAAACAAAACGAAGAAUGUAUUAGUGACGCGGAAUGGAUCGAAGGAAGUCGCCAAGAUCCGGUGGCCAAGUUGAAAAAACAACUAGCUGAAAAAGAGAAACUGUUGACGGCCGAGCAAGAGGCUCAUCAAGCGAUACAAAGUAAACUGAAAGAACUUCGUACCGAGUUGAACGUCGAGAAACAUACCAGCAGACAGUUGGAAGAAACGUUGAACGGACGCCAGGUUGAUUUGCAAUCGCUAAAUGCCAAAUUACAAGCCGCUCUCGAAGAAAAGCAAACGUUCACCAAACAACUACAACAACUUCAAUCGCAACUAACCGAAGAACGUAUGAUGAUGCAUUCGUUGAAAGAAGAAAACGCCAAAACGAAAAGCAGCCUUCAGCAAGAGUUACUCUCGCAAAGGCAACAAUUAGAAGUGCAUAUCGCUCAAUUAAACGAGCAGCAUCAACAAGCUAUCGUAACGUUAGAAAGUCAAUUAGGCCAAAUGGCGGCCCAGUUACACGAACAAGAAGCCGCGAACGCGCAAAUGAGCGAAGAAUUGAGGGAAUGCGUCAUGUUGCGCGAACAGAUCGCGCUGCAAGACAACCAAAUCGCUCAUCUAAGGCAGACAGCGACUGCUACUCAAGAGUUAGCUAUUCAGUUGGAAGAAUUGAGAGCUGUUCGAGCCGAAUUAGACCGGCAUUUAGCCAACAGCCACUGCGAAGUGACUCGACUUUCCGAACAGUUGGCCCGAAGAAAUAGCGAAAUCGACAAAUUCAACUCGACGGUGCAAAAUAUGAAAAUAGAAAAUCAAGAAUUACUCAAAGAAAAUGCUCGUAUCAAUGAACAGAUAAACAACGCUUACAGCGAAAAGAAACAAUUACAAAUUGAUAAUGAAAAAUUGAAGGAUCAAUUACUGCAGUCUCGCGAGCAAUCGAAAAGUGCUCAAGAUAUCGAACAGUUAGAGAACGAAUUACGCAAAUACAAAACGCUCGUCAGUGAGAAAACAUCGGAGGUAACCGAACUGAAUAAUCAAAUAAGCGAGCUAAAAGCCUCCCUGCAACAGAGCGUUUCUCGUAACGUAGAAUUGCAGAAACAAAACGAAGCUGCUAAAGAGAUCGAGGAUAAUUUCAAAAAACAAUUGAAGAAAAACGACGAAUUACGCUGUAAAAAUUGGAAUGCUAUGGAUGCUUUGUCCACUUUGGAAAAAUCUUAUGAGAACAAAGUCAAAGAAUUACGUAAUUUAUCUCAUGAAAUUAAAGUAAAAGAACGCGAAGAAUUGGUUUCAAGGCUGAAAGGCGGAUUUAUACCGGAUACCGAAUUAAAUUCGAAUCCAGUUGGCGUCGAGGAUCACGAAUGGUUCAACAAGGUGGAGAAAUGGCUGAAAAUGCUAGCGUCCUCGUCGUCGCAGCAACAACAACAGCAGCAGCAGCAACAGCCGAGAGUGCCCGAAACGUCGACGGGAUCGCCUCAAAGGCAACUCACAAAUUCCACUACGCUUUCUGUAGAUGAUAAGGUCAUUCCAGACGCCGGUCAAAUCAACAUGUUGUGUGCGCUAGAGAAACAAAAUACCAAAUUGCAAUCGAUGGUCAGUCAUUAUAAAGACAUCAUCUGCGAUACGGAAGGAAUGCUGAAUCGUUUAGAGCAACAGGUGAAACAGCAAGAGAAUCAAUGGAUCAAACAGAUACAAGCGUUGGAAUCGAAACUAGAAUCUCUAUCCAAAGAAAAAGAAUUAUUGUCCAGCCAAGUGAAGAUGCAGAACGGUUGUUCUAAAGAAGAACAAGACGUCGUAGACCAUAAAUUCAAAUACGAAAAUAGUAACAAAGAUGGCAAACACGCCGCAUCUAUUCUAACUACAGAUUCGAAUGUCACCGUGGCUAAUUCUUGAACCGGUUCCGGUCUCGAAAGAGUCGCGAGAUCGCGCCCAACGUCACUGUAUGCUGUAUGUUUUCAUACUAUGUAUGCGUGUACAUAUACAUAGUAUAUUUAUGUUCUUUUUUUUCUUAUUUUUUUCUUUCUUGAUCAAUGCGUGUCGUUGUGUUUGAUGAAUUAACAUAUUUAUGUAGAGUAGUGGUGAAGAGAGUAAAGUGCAAUAUGAAUUAUCGUAUCGUUUUUUUUUUGUUUCUUUUUUUUCCCUUUCUUUUAAAUCGCUAGCCGAAACAAUUUAUAAUACAUUUUUACGGACAAUAUUUAUACGUGUAGUUACGCUUGUAAUAUUUUUUUUUUUUUUUUUUUUUUUUACAAAUGUUUAAGUAUUAUAUGCUAUAUCGUAUAUAUUUGUUAUGUGUUAGUGAACUUAUAUAAUUUUUUUAACGCGUAUUUGUGAAGUUUAUAUUUGAUAAUGCGGUUAUAGUAGUAGUUUAAUUACUCUUAGAAAAGUUUUUCUUUUUUAUUAUUAUUUAUUUUACGCAUUCUCCGAAGCGCCUAGAUGCGAAUAAAACUGUUACCUUUUUACCCCGGCCCCUCUACUUUGCGAAGCAAUACCUAUUUUACUUACACCCCCGCUGUGCCCGUUGUGUAGACGUGAAUUCUGUUUGUUUUUUUGUCAUUUGUGCGUUCGUGUGAUUUUGAUAUCAUGUCAACGUACCUAUUGUAAUACCUACUAUAUUGUUUAGAAAAUUUGUUUUUUUAAAUUAUCAUUUACGCAUAAUUUAUUAUCGUCGGGAAAUAACUUAAUAUUCUUGAUAUCCAGUUUUAUUGUUAAAGGAAAAAAAAAAUACGAAUUUUUAGUAUAAUUUUUUUAUACGUGAUUUUUGUUUUUUUUUUUUAAAUUAUUUAUUGUCGGUCGUAAUUUUUCUCGUUUUCGUCGUCAUUGUCGUCUCUCGUUUUUUAAGUGCAUUUAUGUAAUGAAUUUUUUUUUACGUGUGUUCAGAUUUUAUAUACCUACGUGUUUUGCACCACGCUGCUUAAACUCGGAGAAUUUUGUAUCGCUCCGAAUUUUAGCCCGGUUAAAUGCAUCGUCAUUGAAUGUCGUAUUUUUUUUUUUUUUUUGUCGUAUUUACAUAAUAUUUGUCUGUAACGAUGUUUUUUUUCUCCAUUCGAUGUGAUUAUUUGUACUACGUGCGUUUAUGAUGUCUAAAUAAUAACGAUUUUUUUUAACCCCAACGAAUGCGUAAGAUGGUCAGUGAACAAAUAUGGCCAAACGUCCUUUUUAGCGGAUAUAUUUUCCUCGUUUCUUGCGUAUAUUGUUGUAAAGAUUAUUUUUAAAAAUAUUCAAUUUUUUUCUAGCUAGAUUUAUAUUUAUCGGUAAAAAUAAUGUGAACGAAUUGUGAAUGGUAUUUAUUACAUGUUAUUUAUUAAUU